GCGUGUGGAAGAGUAUUUCCUGCCCAGAAUGAUUCAGGAGGUAACAGGGCAGGACACAGUCCCAUUCGGUGACUGCGUGCUGUCCACGAAGGACACCUGCAUAGGAACUGAGAUGUGUGCAGAGCUGUGGAACCCUAGAAGUCCCCAUAUUCAGAUGGGUCUGGAUGGAGUUGAAAUCUUUACCAAUGCGUCUGCCAGCCACCACGAGCUGCGCAAAGCCGACCAAAGAGUCAACCUGAUCAAGUCAGCCACCACCAAGAGUGGAGGUAUCUAUCUGUAUGCCAACCAGAGGGGCUGCGAUGGAGACCGUGUUUACUACGAUGGCUGUGCCAUGGUGGCCAUCAAUGGAGACAUCGUGGCUCAGGGAGCACAGUUCUCACUGAGCGAUGUGGAGGUGAUUACUGCCACUCUUGACCUUGAGGAUGUGCGUAGCUACAGAGGAGAAGUGUGCCAGCCAAACAUGGAAAGUGAACCUAAACCUUGCCACAGGGUCAAGGUUGACUUCUCAUUAUCCAGUGGUGACGAUAUCUACCUUCCCACACACCAACCGAUAACAUGGAACUUUCACACACCAGAGGAGGAGAUCAGUCUAGGGCCGGCCUGCUGGCUGUGGGACUACCUGAGGAGGAGUGGACAGGCUGGCUUCCUGUUGCCUCUGAGUGGAGGUGUGGACAGCUCCUCCACCGCCUGCAUCGUGUACUCCAUGUGUGUGCUGAUCUGCCAGGCCAUACAGGACGGCAGUGAGUCAUUUGCCUUCCCUUCACUGUAGUGUACACCUUCUCAUUCUCUCAAUGCAACUAUUGACACACAUCAUUCGGUAAUUCUAUUCUAUGUAUGCAGUGACCGAUUUAAAGAUAUGAAAACCAUUUUACAAAAGCACACACAUACAGGAUAGGUGCGGGACAGAAGAAGACAGAACAAAUAAACCCUGCAAAUUAGAUUAUGCUUAGAUUAUCUGUCAAUAAACCACCACUGUCUUUAAAAUAUGAAAAUAGGCCAAGCAGCAUCUUAACGACAUAUCUUAACCCUUUGGAGUCGACCGUCACGCCGGCGUGAUCAGAUCACAUGACCUGUUCAAGCCUGUGCCUCAUAAAAACAGUCCGGACAACAUUGUCGUGUGUUUCCGCGAAAGUACUGGCUUGAAACUAUAUGCCAGUCUUUGUUUCAUGCAAAAAGACCCAGUAAA
This is a messenger RNA of Notothenia coriiceps (black rockcod), 1186 nucleotides long. Its product is annotated as glutamine-dependent NAD(+) synthetase-like. Gene Ontology annotation, biological process: NAD+ biosynthetic process. The transcript is spliced from 8 exons. Gene Ontology annotation, molecular function: NAD+ synthase (glutamine-hydrolyzing) activity; glutaminase activity. The record is from RefSeq and is a predicted model, not a curated record. The annotation marks the transcript as partial. Gene Ontology annotation, cellular component: cytoplasm. NCBI's taxonomy places the organism in Eukaryota, Metazoa, Chordata, Actinopteri, Perciformes, Nototheniidae.